This is a messenger RNA of Medicago truncatula (barrel medic), 1522 nucleotides long. RefSeq names its product syntaxin-132. Gene Ontology annotation, biological process: vesicle fusion; exocytosis; intracellular protein transport. The coding region runs from base 160 to 1080 and encodes 306 amino acids. The transcript has 13 exons. The record is from RefSeq and is a predicted model, not a curated record. Gene Ontology annotation, molecular function: SNAP receptor activity; SNARE binding. Gene Ontology annotation, cellular component: endomembrane system; plasma membrane; SNARE complex. NCBI's taxonomy places the organism in Eukaryota, Viridiplantae, Streptophyta, Magnoliopsida, Fabales, Fabaceae.
AGAAAAGGCAUUGUUAUUGUUGUUGAGAGAGAGUUCGUGGGUUGCCUCGCUUAACAUCGCUGUCGUUUUGUUUUUCAGUCCAAACACAAUCAUUCAUUCCUUGUUGCCGUUUUACUCUCUCUCUCUCUCUCUCUGAAAUUGAAUUCAUCAUUCAGCAACAUGAACGACCUUCUCACUGAUUCAUUUGUUAGUGAGGCUAAUCAUGGACAACCUUCUAGACAAGGUGAUAUUGAAAUGGGAUUGCAGGAUCAAAGAAGCAGUUCUGAUAUGGGAAUGGAAGCUUUUAAUAAACAGAUCCAAGAUGCUGAUAAACAAAUUGAGAAGGUGUCUGCGCUACUUCAAAAGCUAAAGGAAGCUAAUGAGGAAUCAAAAGCUGUUACAAAAGCAUCUGCCAUGAAAGCUAUCAAAAAGAGGAUGGAAAAGGAUAUUGAUGAAGUUGGGAAGAUUGCACAUGGGGUCAAAGCAAAAAUAGAAGCUAUCAAUAGAGAAAAUCUGAACAAUAGACAAAAGCCUGGCUGUGAGAAGGGAACUGGUAUUGACAGAGCAAGAAUGAAUAUGACAAAUUCAUUGACUAAAAAGUUCAGGGAUCUCAUGACAGAAUUCCAGACUCUCAGACAAAGAAUACAAGAUGAAUAUCGUGAGGUUGUGGAGAGAAGAGUUAUUACAGUUACGGGAACUAGACCAGAUGAUGAGACGAUUGACCACCUGAUAGAAACUGGAAACAGUGAGCAAAUCUUCCAGCAGGCAAUUCUUGAAGCAGGCCGAGGACAGGUCGUGAGCACUGUAGAAGAAAUUCAGGAGAGACAUGAUGCUGUGAAAGAAAUUGAGAAAAAACUUCUUGAUUUACAUCAGAUUUACCUUGACAUGGCAGUGUUAGUUGAAGCUCAAGGAGAAAUUUUAGACAACAUCGAAAGCCAGGUGGCAAACGCAACUGAUCAUGUGAAGUCGGGUAACGAUGCUCUACAUACUGCAAAGAGUUUGCAAAAGAAGUCAAGGAAGUGCAUGAUGAUUGCCAUUAUAUUGGUCCUGCUCAUCGCCAUCUUUAUAGUACUCGGUGUUGUGAAACCAUGGAAGAAGUAACCAGAAGAGUAAAGUCACUUUUACACAAGAGAAAUUUCAAUAUUUCAAAUACAUGUUUUUUCAAGUACAUGUCAACAUACAUUUGAUACAGCAGUUUAACAAGGUUCAUGGUAUCUCCUAUUUUUACAUUUCUGAUAGAGGUAUCUAUGUUUAUUGAAUUGGCUUUCUGUGCAUAUUUGCACGGUUAAUGCAUACUAAGAUGUCAACUUUUAUAUACUCUGAGUAAUCAAAGGAAAAAAAAAUGCACCUUUGCAAUUCAUGGCUAUCAUUUACUUGUGAGCAUUGAUGACUUUCUUACCGGAGAUCAAUGCUACCCACACUUCACUUUGGUUAGCCAACUAUUAUGCUUAUUUAACCAAUGAUCUACUUAUAGUUAACCACCAAUCUAAGAGGGAUUUGGCAACUAGUAGUUACUCCCUCUGUAAGGAAAUAAAAGUAAAAA